CCGAUCUUCAACACUCGAUACCUUCCUCUUCUUUCUUUUCUUUCCUCCUAAUUUCCCCUCCUCCUCUUAGCUACCAGCUCACCGCCUUUUAUCCUCCCCUCCCCUAAUAUACGCAGCGGGCGACAUCAACUCGGCAACCCUUCUACAUCUUACGACAUCAAACAAUUACACAAUGGGCUCUGCGGGACGUCUGGCUGGCAAGAAUGCCGUCGUUACCGGUGCUGCUGGUGGCAUCGGUCUGGAGACCUCGAUCCUCUUCGCUAAGGAGGGCGCCAACCUCCUGAUGGCCGACAUCUCCGCCCCCGCUCUCGAAAAGGCCAAGGCCAAGCUCCUGCAGCUCGUUCCCGACGCCAAGGUAAACACCACCCUGUGCGAUGUCUCCAAGGAGGCCCAGGUGCAGGCCAUGGUCGAGUCCCUGGACUCCGCUGGCGGCCUGGACGUCAUCUUCAACAACGCCGGCAUCAUGCACGCCAAGGACGACGACGCCGUCGGCACACCCGAGAACAUCUGGGACCUGACCAUGGAUAUCAACGUCAAGGGUGUCUGGUUCGGCUCCAAGCACGCCAUUCUGGCCCUGCGCCGUCACAAGAAGACCAAGGGCUCUAUCAUCAACACUGCCUCUGUCGUCGCCCUCGUCGGCAGCGCCACCCCGCAGCUGGCCUAUACCGCCUCCAAGGGUGCUGUGCUCGCCCUCACCCGCGAGUUGGCUAUGGUGCACGCUCGCGAGGGCUUCCGUUUCAACAGCUUGUGCCCCGCGCCCCUCAACACACCGCUGCUGCAGGACUGGCUUGGCGACGACCAGCCCAAGAGGCUCCGCCGCGAGAUCCACUUCCCCUCCGGUCGUUUUGGCGAGGCUAUCGAGCAGGCCCACGCCGUUCUCUUCCUUGCCAGUGACGAGAGCAGCUUCGUUAAUGGUCAUGAUAUGGUGGUCGAUGGUGGUAUGACCAAGGCUUACGUGACCCCCGAGGGCCCCGCGUCUCAGGCUCCUGUGAACAACGCCCUCAAGGACUCGCUGGACGCUUAGACGGCGGUGAUUCCUGGACGGGGUGCUCGUGGCAGUCACAGACUUUGUGUGUACAGAGGAUUUUGUUUGUAAAAUCCUAUGCCCGCGCCACUAUAGAGAAGAUUUCUUAGAAAGGGUGGUCUAUUGGUGUUCUUGGCUGGGAUUUGUCAGAAAACGAUCUGGUAUUUGGUGUUCGAUGGGUUGCGCUUUUGAUUUUGUUGACAGGCUCUAAACCACAUAGAUGAAGCACCCGUCCCCCGUCCCCCUCCACUUCAAGGAAGCACACUGCAAAUGCUCUUUUACUCUGUCCAGAGGGUCCUCUUCAGUUGUAUGAGGGCUUCCUCCAUCAUCACCAGCUUGCUCGUCCGAAAUGGCUUUUCAUCACAAAUUUGGUUCGUGUUGUCGGUCGUAUGUACUUUGACGAAUAUUUGAGGUGACAUGAUCGAUAUGAUUUUGACUUAAUUCUUUUCCUUUUCCGUCUUUAGAAUUGGCCUUCCGUGUUGCCCUCGCCCAUACUCUUGCUCCCCGAGCUCCCGCUCUGGAUGGCCCCGACGAUGCCGUCCAUGUAGCUUGCGCCGCUCCACUUCUGGUGGGUCAACACCUCGACUCCGAGCUCCUUCUCCCUCCUCUGCACCAGGUUGACGUAGGCCAGCAUGCCGUCAUUCUUGAACUCCUUGGACAGCUGGUUCGUGAUGGUGGCGGUGCUGUGCAGGCCGGCCAGCGAGAUCAGCUGGAUCACGAAGCCUUCUCUCGCGAUGUCCCAGAUGAACGACUUGAGCGUCUCCUCGGUGAAUCCGUGGGACAUCCAGUUGAAGGAAGGGCUGAGGUUGUAGACCAGGCCCUUGCCCGGGUGGGCGGAACGGACGGCACGGCCGAGCUUGGUGCACACGUCGACGUUCGGGUCGCCCGUCUCAACCCACAGC
Cryphonectria parasitica EP155 is the source of this 1926-nucleotide messenger RNA. RefSeq lists its product as uncharacterized. The record is from RefSeq and is a predicted model, not a curated record. Gene Ontology annotation, molecular function: oxidoreductase activity. The transcript has 3 exons. The coding region runs from base 173 to 1024 and encodes 283 amino acids. Lineage: Eukaryota; Fungi; Ascomycota; Sordariomycetes; Diaporthales; Cryphonectriaceae.